UGUCUCCAUCUGGUAUCUUCGCAACCAAGUCUCACACCACACUAUUCCAUUCUAUUCUUUUGCUCUGUAUAUAGUGAACACCUUCAUACGCAAUUCUGCCGCAUCACACUCCUCUCUCUCUCAAUGUCUUCUAAACACUCGCCAUCAGGCUCAAGCAGUAACAAUAUUUCGUGUUCCAGAGACUUCGAAAUAUUUCUGCAAGGCUGGUUACUUCGACAACACCGUUUCCAUGAAUUACUCCAAACCACCCUCCAAAAUAUUGAAGAUCACAAAGAAGAUGAUCUUAAUGUUUUGGUCUCCAAGGUCUUAUCUCACUACCACCAAUACUACGAGAGAAAAUCAGAAAUGGCGACUCACAAUGUUUUCCUUGUCUUUUCCCCACCAUGGUUCACUCCAUUCGAGAAGACCUUCUUCUGGGUCGGAGGCUUCAGGCCUAGCCUAGCCUUCAAGGUCCUGGAGACGGUGAUCAACGGGGAGGAAUUGACGGAGCAGCAGCGGCAGCGUCUGGAUAUGCUGAAGGAUGAUCUGGCGAGAGAGGAAGCUGAUGUGGCGAGAGAGAUGGCGUCUACUCAGGAGAAAGUGGCUACUGAUCAGGCCGUCAUGGAAGCGGUGAAGAAGAUGGAGAAUAGGAUUGAUGGGGAGAUUGUUGAGAUGGAUGCGAUACUGAGGGGAUUGAGGUCUGGGAUGGAAAUAGUUUUAUCUUGUGCUGAUUCUCUCAGAGUGGCGACUGCUGGGAAGGUGACUCAGAUUCUGAAUCCGGUUCAGUGUAUUAAGUUUUUGGCUGCGGUUACUAAGCUUCAGCUUCGAAUUCGAACAAAGGGAAUGCAGCUCAUAGGUAGCAACUAAGCCCUGAAAAAAUCCAAAAAAAAAUGUAGUAUAAAUUAAGUGGUUUUUUCGCAGACAUGAGUUUUGGGCAAUCUGAGUGUGUUGGUUGUUGGAUUUGAGGGUUUUGAUCUGAGUGUGUUGGUUGUUGAAGUGUUUUGGGCAAUCACAGUAUAAUGUGUUUGCUAGUUCUUGGUUGUAUAACCGUCUUGCAUGACGCUUUCACUAGUACUGUUUUUGUGCUUUCCCCUCAAUCUUCUGCCCAAAUUUUAUCUUAAUCUUACUUCCCUUUGCACUU
Daucus carota subsp. sativus is the source of this 1120-nucleotide messenger RNA. Its product is annotated as protein RESPONSE TO ABA AND SALT 1. Gene Ontology annotation, biological process: DNA-templated transcription. The transcript has a single exon. The record is from RefSeq and is a predicted model, not a curated record. Gene Ontology annotation, molecular function: sequence-specific DNA binding. Lineage: Eukaryota; Viridiplantae; Streptophyta; Magnoliopsida; Apiales; Apiaceae. Bases 124 to 846 code for a protein of 240 amino acids.